GGACUUUUGUAGCCGAACAUCCGUCUUCCGGUCAGGGGCAACAUGGUUGUGGAGGUGUAGCUGCGUCCAUCUGCUGCAUAUUCGAUUCUAUAGAAAAAUCUUUGUGUCAAUUUGACAGCUAUAUUUAUAUCAUAUAAUAUAUUUAUCAAGCAAUCCAGCGGGCAAAAUGAAUAUACGCAACGCACGGCCAGAGGAUCUGAUGAACAUGCAGCACUGCAACCUGCUGUGUCUUCCAGAGAACUAUCAGAUGAAGUACUACUUCUACCACGGCCUGUCCUGGCCACAGCUGUCCUACAUAGCAGAGGAUGAGAAUGGGAAGAUAGUGGGAUAUGUGUUGGCUAAAAUAGACAUUAAGUGCAUUGUGUUCUUUUCUGUAUGUAGUGAAAAACCGCAUUGUAUCAUAGUCGUACCAAAUGUUUUCAUGGUGCUGUGUUGCAGAAUUAGUGAAGUGGAGCCCAAAUAUUAUGCUGAUGGAGAAGAUGCUUAUGCCAUGAAGAGGAAUCUCACAGAGAUGGCAGAUGAGUUGCAGAAACCAGGUGUUCGUCUGUGGGGCUCAGAGGCACCGCCGUCUCAGGACACAUCUGUGACAGGCCUGGUGGAGAAGCUUACGGUGCAGGAUGGAGAGAAGGAGGGAGAUGGAGACAGUGGAGGAGAGAGUAAAGAAAUGAGUGAGGUCAGCGAGGCCACGGAGAGCACAGACGUCAAAGACUCCUCGUCAGACUCUUAGCUCACAUCUCUGUGUGUUCACACCCAUCAUAUAGGUUUCAAAUCAGUUUAGUGUUUAUAUGCUCUGAUGGUUUUAUUUUCAGAAUACAGGAAAGUGUCUUGUAAAAGCAGUUCACAACUAUGAAAUUAUUUGUGAGGAGAUUUGUUAAUAAAAUUGGAGAGUAAAUAUAAUUUGUAGUGGUGUUAUC
Messenger RNA from Sinocyclocheilus grahami, 914 nucleotides. Its product is annotated as N-alpha-acetyltransferase 10-like. Gene Ontology annotation, biological process: N-terminal protein amino acid acetylation. Gene Ontology annotation, molecular function: protein N-terminal-serine acetyltransferase activity; protein-N-terminal-glutamate acetyltransferase activity. The record is from RefSeq and is a predicted model, not a curated record. The transcript has 5 exons. The coding region runs from base 167 to 727 and encodes 186 amino acids. NCBI's taxonomy places the organism in Eukaryota, Metazoa, Chordata, Actinopteri, Cypriniformes, Cyprinidae. Gene Ontology annotation, cellular component: NatA complex.